ACGCGUUAAGUUAAUCGUUUUAGGCCCAUUCGCUGUUCCUAUUAUAAGGUCCCCAGGCCGAAUUCCAUUGGCAAAAUUUUGGUUGUGAUUUGAUGAUGUAGCAACGAUGGGACGGAGAAGGGAGAAAGCCGCUCUCAGAUCUCAAACCCUGCCGUCGUCUCCGUCGCACUCUUUCUCCUCGUCUUCCUCCUCCGACUUCGAGUUCACAAUCUCGCUGUCCCCACGUAAGGCCUCUUCCACGCUUUGCCCGGCGGACGAGCUCUUCUACAAGGGCCAACUCUUGCCUCUCCAUCUCUCCCCUCGCAUCUCCAUGGUCCGCACACUCCUCUUAGCCUCGUCCAGCACCUCCUCCUGCUCCGACAGCACCACCACCGCCUCACGUGACUCCACCGGCAGCUCCAACGACUCCCAAUCCUCUCUCACCAGUGACCUCGGGUUGCUUGCCGAGUCAUGCGACUCCUCCCGACCGAGCUCCGUAACCGAAGACGACGAGUUACGGCGGCUCAACGGCAGCCAUUUGAAUCAACAGAUCAAGAAAAACAAAUACUUCUCCUUUUCAAGAUUCUCUUCUGUAUUCAAAAAGGAGAGCAAAACCCGUGACCCGGAUAAUGUAUCCGGGUCGUCCGUGAAAAGAAUGAGUACCUCAGCAAGAGAGGUCAUAAGGAAAUAUCUGAAGAAAGUGAAGCCAUUGUACGAGAAACUAUCCCAAAGACAGCAACAGAAAAUGUCAACAACUCCCGGCGGCAGUGCUGUCUCCUUCUCCAUGAAACCUGCGGAUAGAUCCGUUAAAGAUAUGGACGUACCCAACAAGAACGCAAGAAAAGAGAACAUUAACGGAUUCUCUCAUUCUUUCUCGGGAAAUCUGAGGUAUCCUAGGAGGCGAAGCUGCAUUGCGAGCUGUCCAUCAUCGAUGCGGUCAUCUCCUAGUCAUUCUGGAGUACUGUCACGGAACGGGUUCUCCGGGAUAGGACCCGGUGGGAAAUUGAGUGGGCCGAACUACGUGGAUACGUCAUCGAUGGAGGAGUUGCAAAGUGCGAUCCAAGGUGCCAUUGCUCAUUGCAAGAACUCAUUGCUUCAGAACAAGACCAUGGUCAGUAAUGAAAUUUGACAGACUAAUUUCAGUUUCAUUUAACGUUAAUGCUGUAAAAGAGGAACAUGAUGAAGGGGAAAAGCUGCACGUAAAAUAGUCGUGUAAGCUAGCGUCGAUGGCCAUAAUUAGAAUAACCAGAGAGGACAAACUUGAAAGUAAUGUAACAGUCGUUUUAUUUGCUCUUAAUUAGUGAUUUGGCACGAAAUUUUAUGUGAAAUCUUACCUUGGAGCUUUUUUUAGGUUUUGCAUUUCUGUUUGCUUGUUGCGUUUCUGAUUCUUGUUUCUGACUCUUAUACGACCCCAAGCUUCAGUUUU
Molecule: messenger RNA, 1405 nt
Organism: Rubroshorea leprosula
Lineage: Eukaryota; Viridiplantae; Streptophyta; Magnoliopsida; Malvales; Dipterocarpaceae
Source: the annotation of a GenBank genome assembly